AUGACAGCUACUCAGAAACACAACCUCUUCACGCCAGAACCUCACUAUAUCCCUGGCUAUGCCGGAUUCUAUCCGCAGCUGCGCUACCAGGUGGGGGACACCUAUGGGCGCACCACAGCACAGCUGCUCACAGACCCCAGCGUGCAAAAGAGCCCCUGCUCCGUGCUAUCCCCCAUAUCCAAGCCCAAGUUCAUCGAGGACUUCAGCAAGUCCAAGCCACCUCUGAUCCCCUGCCGUGACCUGACUGAGCCCUACAUCCCCCACUACACGGGUCUGAAGCCCUACAAGAACUCUGAGAUCCUGGGCCAGUUCCCACCCCAGAAGGUGGAUGCCCAGAGGGGGCCGCCGGGGGUAGAGAAUGUAUCCAGGCAGGUCCUGCUGCCUGUGGGCUUCAUGCCCUACCCUCCCUACCCCCCGUGCCCGCCAGGCAGGAAGGGGGACUCCAGAGACUUCAGACACCCAGGCCUGCAGCUGGCAUAUGGGGAGGAGGGCUGGCAGAGCACCACCCCUGUCCACGAGGCCUCUGGGCGGGACCAGCUGUACCAUUGCAGGAGAGAUGAAUACCCACCCCCAGCUCACCAGCAGGAGACACUAGAUGUGGGCAGGUUCCACAGGCUGCCCCAGCUCGACCACCCCAACCUGAUCCAACGCAAAGCCAUCUCAGGCUACGCUGGCUUUGUCCCUCGGUUUGCCUGGGUGAUGGGGGUGAAUUACCGCGACGGUGUCACACAGGCUAUGGAUGAAUUUGACAAGAACCAGUUCCUCUUCAGAAAUCCCAUCUGUGCCCUGGGUGAGAGGCUGCCCAAAACACACUGGCCUAGCAACACCAUCUACAACAGCCAGGGCCUGAUACCUUUCUACAUGGGGUUCAUACCAUCCACGCAGGACAACUAUGCGCUGACAUUUGGCAACAGUACCCGCAAGGCAUAUCAGAAAGAACUGCAAAGACGACACCAGACACUAUGAAAAUGCUUUAAUGGUGGCGUCUGUACAGCAUGUGACGUCAAGACAAGAAGGAGAGCAAGUGCACACAGAGAACAGGUUGUGAGUGAAUAAAGAGUUCACACGGCUUC
This is a messenger RNA of Odobenus rosmarus divergens (Pacific walrus), 1073 nucleotides long. It is a transcript of the gene CIMIP2A, whose product is annotated as family with sequence similarity 166, member A. Lineage: Eukaryota; Metazoa; Chordata; Mammalia; Carnivora; Odobenidae. Bases 1 to 966 code for a protein of 321 amino acids. The transcript has 7 exons. The record is from RefSeq and is a predicted model, not a curated record.